AUGACAUUCAACGCAAGUGUGGACUCGCAGUUGACGCAACACAUGCUGUUCGGAUGGGUGGACCACCUGUCGGUCGCACUCAUGCUGGACCUUUCCGCAGCCAUCGGUAUUUAUUUUGGCGUGUUUGGUCGCGCCAAGAAUACUGCCCAAGUGGACUACCUGCACGGCGGCAAACGCAUGAGAGCAUUUCCUGUCGCAGUGUCACAAGUAUCUAGUCAUACCUCUGGAACCACGCUGAUGGGAGUGCCUGCAGAAGUAUACCUAUACGGGAGCGUCUACGGAUGGGUUUGCAUAUCAGUCAUCAUUUUCGCACUCAUCACCAACUACGUGUUUCUUCCUGUUUUCUUCGAUUUGCAGCUCACAUCAACUUAUGAGUACUUGGAGCGCCGCUUCAGCCGUACUAUUCGCUUAUUUGCAUCUGGAUUCUUCACACUCAAUCUGGUGCUUCACAUGCCUUUGUACGUGUACAUGGCUGCUAUCGCACUAAGCCAAGUGUCUGGAAUCAGCGUCCACUGGAUCACUCCUCUGGUUUGCACCGUCUGCGUUUUCUACACUAUGCUGGGCGGCCUGAAGACGGUGGUGUGGACGGACUUCCUGCAGAGCGGAGUCACGCUGGCAGCCUUCAUCGCGGUGCUUAUCCUUGGGGUGGUGAGCGCCGGCGGCUUCGCAGAGGUGUGGCGGGCCGCCGACGAGGGCGGCAGGGUCGCCUUCUUCGUCUCCUUCUGGGCAGUGGUGAUCGGCGCGACGGGGUCUUUCGUAGGAGGCUGCGCUGUCCACCAGGGCAUGGUACAGAAGUUCAUGUCGCUGCCGGACCUGGUGGCUUCUCGAAAGACCCUGGCUGGCUUCACCUUUGGCAUAAUCCUCAUGAAGGUCAUCAGCGUCUUUACUGGGUUUCUGCUCUAUGCCACCUACCGCGACUGUGAUCCUGUUAAAACCCAUGAGGUGUCUCGUCCCGACCAGCUGCUGCCCUUCUACGUGAUGCGGGUGGCCGGCCACGUCCCCGGACUGCCGGGCCUCUUCGUCGCCGGCAUAUUCGGCGCUGCCCUCAGUUCCAUGUCUGGAACUCUCAACGCUCUUUCUGGUACUAUCUACGAGGACUUCCUGCUGCCCCUGAUGCCCAAACGGAAGACAUAUCUGCUGGUGAACUUAAUAAUGCAGGCCAUCGUGCUGGUUGUGCGCAUCAUCACCGUAGGAAUGGUCUACAUUGUCGAGAGGCUGGGAACAAUUCUGGAGGGACUCGAGACUUUAGCUUUGCCUUGUCCUGGCAGUGCUCCACUAGCUGAACUAUCCCAGCUGGGCCCAGAGCCUUCAGAGUGCCAGGAGCGAACUCCCACACGGCCGUCAGUCGGCCGCGCCAGGCUACCACUGGGCUACAGCGUGGGAGGCGUGACGAACGGCGCGCUGCUCGGGAUAUUCACACUCGGCAUGCUGGUUCCCUCGGCCAACACCAAGGGAGCCAUCGCGGGCAGCCUUUGCGGCAUGACCGCCGUGGCGAUCCUCAUAACCGGCGCGCAACACGCCACAGCCACCGGAAGAGUACGAUACCUGCCGCUGCCGACGUCCGUGGAGGGGUGUCCCGGUAACGUCACAAACAGCGUGCACGCCGCCGCAGCAGCCGCCGCGACCAGUACAUCGGCGGACGACGUGCCGCUGGUGUUCCGGCUGUCGUACAUGUACUACACUGUGGUGGGCGCCCUGAUCGUGGUCACCGUCGGCUGGGUCGUGAGCCGUCUGACGGGUCCUCUGAAGCUCGGCGAGAUCGACCCCAGGCUGCUGGCGCCGCAGGUGCGGCCCGACGACCACAGAAGAGCGGCCCAGCACGACCCCGCUGCCGCAGUGGAGCUGCUGCCAAGCGGGACUCAGCACAACCCGCUACCGACGCCAAGAUCUAGCGAAUGGGUACCAAGGGAAAAGCGUCUGCCCCAAACACUACGACAGUGUAUUUAG
Messenger RNA from Schistocerca serialis cubense, 1947 nucleotides. Its product is annotated as sodium-coupled monocarboxylate transporter 1-like. Gene Ontology annotation, cellular component: membrane. Gene Ontology annotation, molecular function: symporter activity. The transcript is spliced from 13 exons. The record is from RefSeq and is a predicted model, not a curated record. Lineage: Eukaryota; Metazoa; Arthropoda; Insecta; Orthoptera; Acrididae. Gene Ontology annotation, biological process: sodium ion transport; transmembrane transport. The coding region runs from base 1 to 1947 and encodes 648 amino acids.